Molecule: messenger RNA, 330 nt
Organism: Apiotrichum porosum
Lineage: Eukaryota; Fungi; Basidiomycota; Tremellomycetes; Trichosporonales; Trichosporonaceae
Exons: 3
Coding region: 1-330 (109 amino acids)
Biological process (GO): proton motive force-driven ATP synthesis
Molecular function (GO): proton-transporting ATP synthase activity, rotational mechanism
Source: RefSeq, a predicted model, not a curated record
AUGAACAUCGCGCUCCUCGACUCGUGUACGCCGUCAUCAUCCCCUCCCCCCUCGCCAUCGCUCGUCGCUCGCCGUCUGCGCCUCGUCCUCGUCCUCGUACCCCCUCCCCCUACCCCUCCCCUCUCGACCGUUAUACCCCCUCUUUAUUUCUCCCCCACGUCGCCUCGUCGCCAAAUCAUCGCCUCCCGCGCGGUCCGCUCGGCUCUCGUCGAGUCGGAGCGUGUUGGUGCCGAGAAGCGCGCUGCCCUCAACGUCAAGUACCAGACCUGGUCGAACGGUGUCGCCUCCGAGUCGCAGUACAUUGUCAAGCCCAAGGACGGCUCGGCCUAA